Exophiala oligosperma is the source of this 693-nucleotide messenger RNA. RefSeq lists its product as uncharacterized. Gene Ontology annotation, molecular function: transmembrane transporter activity. The record is from RefSeq and is a predicted model, not a curated record. Bases 1 to 693 code for a protein of 230 amino acids. The transcript has 5 exons. Gene Ontology annotation, cellular component: membrane. Lineage: Eukaryota; Fungi; Ascomycota; Eurotiomycetes; Chaetothyriales; Herpotrichiellaceae. Gene Ontology annotation, biological process: transmembrane transport.
AUGGCCAUCUCUGGAGUCGACGUCCCUGUCGAGCCUCUUCAAUCCAAGGAAGAUGUCGAGACUAUAGAGACAGCCUCCAACAGUUCACAGGAGGCGGUGGGGUUUGACAAGAAGGCCACCAAAAGGUUGAUCAGGAAGAUGGACUGGGCUCUUCUCCCUUUUCUGGCACUUCUAUAUCUUCUCUCUUUUCUUGAUCGAACGAACAUCGGGAAUGCUCGUCUUGCCGGUAUCGAGGAGGACCUUGGCAUGUCAGGAUUGGACUAUAAUGUUGCCCUUGCGAUCUUUUUCCCCUUUUAUGUCGCCGUGGAGCCGGCUUCCAACCUUAUGAUGAAACGAACCCGCCCCUCAAUCUGGAUUCCGAUUAUCAUGGUCGCCUGGGGUGUAUGCUGCACACUGAUGGGUCUUGUACACAACUACGCCGGUCUGCUUGCUGCCCGAGCUGCCUUGGGUAUAGCUGAAGGUGGCUUGUUUCCUGGAGUUACAUUUUAUAUUACACUAUGGUAUCGACGACACGAAUGUGGUCUCAGGAUGGCGAUCUUCUUCUCAGCCGCCACUGCCGCGGGUGCGUUUGGUGGUUUGCUGGCGAGAGCUAUCAUCGAAAUGGAUGGAAUUGGUGGCAAGGCAGGGUGGGCAUGGAUUUUUAUCAUCGAAGGCCUAAUCACGCUUCUUCUGGCAUCGCAUUCCUUGUUAUGA